AUGAGGCAGGCCGAGGGACACGGCAUGAUGCUGAGUCCAGUGGGUCGAUCCUCGCGCUGGCGCUACGACUCUUCGGCGCCCAGUAACUAUGAUGACAGUGGCUUGUACUGUGGCGGCUUUUGGAAACAAACCGAGAACAAUGGCAACUGCGGCCUGUGCGGCGACGACUACAGCUUAGACACGCCACGGCCCAACGAGCUCGGCGGCAAGUUUGGCGCUGGGGUUAUAGUCAAGAGCUACAUCGGUGGCAGCUCGAUUGAGAUUAACGUGCUCAUAACGGCCAACCAUAUGGGCUACUUUAGCUUUCAUCUCUGCAACCUGGAUGCGUUUGGCAGUGAGUCGGAGCGCUGCUUCGACAAGUAUCCGCUGCAGUUCCCCGAUGGCAGCUUCAAGUACUUCAUUGGCUCAAAUACCGGCAGCUACGAUGUGCGCGUCCAGCUGCCCAGUGGCGUCAGCUGCAAGCACUGCGUGCUUCGCUGGACCUAUACGGCGGGCAACAACUGGGGCAUCUGCGAGGACGGCAGCGGCGCCAUGGGCUGCGGUGCCCAAGAGAACUUCAAGAACUGCGCUGACAUCAGCAUUUUAAGCUCUGCCAGAGGCCUCAUCGAGGACUUGGCACUGCCUGAGCCAGUGCCAGAGCCUGUUGAAUAG
This is a messenger RNA of Drosophila hydei, 651 nucleotides long. RefSeq lists its product as uncharacterized. The transcript is spliced from 3 exons. Bases 1 to 651 code for a protein of 216 amino acids. NCBI's taxonomy places the organism in Eukaryota, Metazoa, Arthropoda, Insecta, Diptera, Drosophilidae. The record is from RefSeq and is a predicted model, not a curated record.